Messenger RNA from Rhincodon typus (whale shark), 2155 nucleotides. It is a transcript of the gene marcksa, whose product is annotated as myristoylated alanine-rich protein kinase C substrate a. The annotation marks the transcript as partial. Gene Ontology annotation, cellular component: actin filament bundle; plasma membrane; cytoplasm. Gene Ontology annotation, molecular function: actin filament binding; calmodulin binding. NCBI's taxonomy places the organism in Eukaryota, Metazoa, Chordata, Chondrichthyes, Orectolobiformes, Rhincodontidae. The record is from RefSeq and is a predicted model, not a curated record. The transcript has 2 exons. Gene Ontology annotation, biological process: central nervous system development; actin filament organization.
AAUGUUUCACUCAGCAACCUGGGGAGGGAGGGAAGUUGGUUGGUUGGUUGUAGAAUUUACCCCUAUUCCUCCACUACCAACCCCCCCCCCCCCAACCCUUCUAAAUCCUCCACUCCUUCCUGUCACAUUUGUUUUAAAGAGAACGGCCAUGUGAAGGUGAACGGAGACGCGUCUCCAGCCGCAGCCUCCGCCGCAGGUUCCGCCGCUGAGCCGCCCCCCGUGGAGAAAGAGGAGCUUCAGGCGAAUGGGGCCACCCCGGCCGAGGAGAGUAAAGAGGAGGCGGCCGCAGCUCCUCCGGUGACCAGCGAGCCGGCCAGCGGCAGCGCACCCCCGGCUGCGGCCAAGCCUGAAGAGACGAACGGGGAGUCGGCGGAGAGCGGAUCCCCGGCGGAGGGCGAGGCGGCGGCGAAGAGCGAGGAAGCGGCGGCGGCUCCCCCUGCUUCCACCUCGGCCGCCAGCCCUGCUAACAGCGAGACCCCGAAGAAGAAGAAGAAACGCUUUUCCUUCAAAAAGUCUUUCAAGCUCAGCGGCUUCUCCUUCAAGAAAACCAAGAAGGAGACCGGGGAGAGCGCCGACAACGAACCGGCGGCUACUCCUACUCCUCCUACUGCCGCCCCCACCUCUGAGGAAGAGAAGGAUCAAGGUGCCUCUACUCCCGCCGCCGCUGCUGCUGCAGAGGCCGGCACCACAGAGGAACCCAAACCCAGCCAGGAAGGCGAUGCUACCGCCCCGGCCCCGGCUACCGAGCCUGCGGCAGCUUCUGCCAACUCGGAGGAAAAGGAGGAGGAGACCGGCGCCUCGCAAGACGACAAGCCCGAAGAGACUGCUCCCGAAAGCGUGGACGUACAGGAAGCCAAAGCCCCCGAGGAAGCCAAGACCGACGAAGAGAAACCGACAGCGGAGCAAGCCUUGUCUAACCCAGCUCCCAACGCCGAAGCCUCCACAACUACUGAGCAAGAGGCAGCAGCACCAGAGCCAGCUGUACCACAGGAGGUACCAUCCGAGUCCAGUCCAGUGCCACCAACUACCGACUCGGCAGAGUAAAACAGAGAAGCCCAAAACUGGAGUGAUAAUCAAAGGACCUUUUUUCCAUGUUUGUUUGUUGGAGUGGUGCCAGGUACUGGUUUGGAGAACUGUCUAACCAGGGAUUUUAAAGGCAUUUUUUAUUUUUUAAAAAAUAAAAAAAAAUCCCAUUACAUUCGUUCUGUUACCACCAUUCCAACAGGCAGAGAUGAGCCCCAAAUCUCGCUCUGUCAUUUUUUUGCAUCAGUAUUACUGUUUUUGCAUAUUUUGCAUCAUUUUAUACAAAAGUUUAAACCUUUUGAUCAAUAUAUGGACAUGUCCAAUGGUGUGGAUAAUCUGGGUGGGUAAAUCCUGGGUAAAAUGUAAAUGAAGUAAUAUUGGAACCACAAUGCAGUGGUGUAGUUGCCAAGUAAAUGUGCCACAAACUAAUUAUGUAAAGGAUUUGUCUUUUUAAAAAAAAAUUGCAAAUCUGACAAAAGUAAUCCAUACAGUUUACAACACUAAGUCUUGAAUACAAGAAAGCAAGGAAAUCUGUCAGAAAAUCAAUAGUUUUAGUAAUGCAUUAAAAUCAUAGAAACUUUUCACUUAUCUCAUUUUUAGCUGUACAAGUCAAGUGAUAAGUAGAAGAAAAAAAAGCAAGUUGUAUAGGCGUUAUUGUUUAUUGCUGGUUCAUGACCUUAAAGUGUAAUUAUGUAUUACAGCAGGGUGUUUUUAACUGUGAUUAUGUAUAAAUGAAAACUUAAUAUCAAGAAGCACAUGAAGUUUGCAACUCUUCACCCUGCCCAUUUUGUAAAAUUGCCGUCAUCUUGGAAGAUCUUUUAAACAAUUUUAAAUGAAAAGCUGUGAUAAGUGGAAUGGUUGCUGUUUAUAUACUGUUGUAUGUUUGGUUACAGCAGUCAAUGCUUUUUUUCAGCCGUCUUUGACAAUUGGGAAAACUCUUCAGAUGCAAUGCGUUUUGUGUAGCAUCUUGUCUAUCAUAGUUUUUUGUAAAUACUGGAGAAGCUUUGACCAAUUUGAUUUAGAAAUGGAAUGUAACUUUGCUUACAAAAUUGCUAUUAAACUUCUCUGCUUAAGGUGUUCUAAUUUUCUGUGAGCACACUAAAAGCAAAAAUAAAUGUGAAUAAAGUUUCAA